This is a messenger RNA of Eimeria mitis, 2061 nucleotides long. RefSeq lists its product as uncharacterized. The coding region runs from base 1 to 2061 and encodes 686 amino acids. The record is from RefSeq and is a predicted model, not a curated record. The transcript is spliced from 2 exons. NCBI's taxonomy places the organism in Eukaryota, Apicomplexa, Conoidasida, Eucoccidiorida, Eimeriidae. Gene Ontology annotation, cellular component: cytosol.
AUGAACGGAUCCGACGGGUUCCUCGCCGCCUCUACGGCGGCAGUAACUCGCGAAAACACUUCUUGGCUACUGCGGGGUGCACGAGGGGCAGCAGCAUCUGGAAUAAACAUGAACAUGCAUCCUGCCUGCCAGCUGCAACCGCCCACCGAGAAUAAGACGGAGUCUUCGAGGAGCCAAGGAGAUGCAGGCGAUGUUCAUAGAUACGCUCACACGAACGUCCAUGCCCCAGCGUCUGUCUUGCAAGCCGCAGAUAAGGGCGCACUUUUGCAAGACCUCAGUAUCGCUCUUUUCUCGAAGUUGGCGGAGUCAUUGCCGAAGGACCAGGGGCCUCUUAGCUUCUUGAGCUGGGAAGACGGAAGCUGGUACUGCGGGCAUGUACGAGAGGGGACCCUCGACGGUUUGGGGGUGUACAGGUAUACUGAUAACUCGGUCUACUGCGGUCAGUGGGCUCGUGACCGUCUUCACGGCUUGGGCGUCUUCAUAACGCCCAGUGGGUUUGUCUAUAGAGGCGGCUUUCAGGCAGACAAACAAAACGGGCCUGGUAUUUUUGUGGUGCCGCAGGGUCCAACCUUCUUUGGGCACUUCCGCGAUGGCCGGUUGCACGGCUUUUCGUGCUGCGUAUCUCCGGCCGGGGCAACUCGGCCGCUGCUGGGGGAGUGGCGAGAUGGGGAGUUUUUCAGGGCUUUGCCGGUCCAAGCCCGCAUAACAGAGUUUUACUCUCGGGCAGCAGAGUCCCUAGACCUCCUGCACUGCCCGUGGGCCCCUGUGCCUGUACCCUUGCCGGACGCGUUCAUUUUCGGCCUGUCCAAAGAAGAGACACCGCAGGCCCAUGCGCCUCCUCGGAGGGAACACAAACUUUGCGCUGCUUCGAUGCUGGAAGCCCUCCGCGUAGAGCUCCCGAAGAGUUUGUUGCAACUCGCUGCAGCUGAAGGUGACUGCCAUCCGGCGCACUCCCAGCAAGCAAAGCUCUCCAGUGGGCGGCUUUCAAACUGUGCGAAGCCCAUUGUGAGGAAACGGAAAGCCAGUACGUUAAAGGCGCAAGGCAAAGAGGCAGCCCCAGCCAACUCUCGGAACAAGGGGUUUGGUGGCGAUGGCUGCGGAACCAACGGGGGGUCUUCAGCACCUCCACGAGCCACGACCACAAAGGCGCAACUCUUGCGGUGGGAAAGCGAAGCGCGAAAGCUGCCUCGUAUUCCGCACCUGAACUACAACCGAGUGCUGGGCAGGUGGUACGCACGGGUUCGAGACCCAGCCAGUGGCCGCCGCAUCUGGAAGGGAUACACUUGCGCAGUUCACGGCUUCUUCCAAGCCCGGGAUAUGGCGAUUGAUCGGUUGAGGCAAUUUAGCCAACUCGUUUCCCCCCUGCCUAGCGCAACCCCAGACGAACCAGUAACAACGGAAGAGGGCCAACAGACGUCCGAGGUAGCCGCUUCCCCUGAUCAACAGCUCCAGCAAGACCAAGAACAAGAAGAAUCGUUCGGAGAAUCUCAGCAGCCCAACGAGGCUGCAGACAUAUGUGAUGUAUCUGGCACACCUCUAGGAGAAGUAAGAGACCCGUCUGAAGAGGCCUUCACACAAGAUGCUGCUCCUCCUCUCGCUGCACCUCCUGCAGCUGUUUCAGCUGCUUGCAGUUCUCUGAAACUCGCAGCUUGUGAAGUGAUCACUCCUACCACAUCAGAAACCCAGGGAGGGGAGGGGAAUUCAGUAGAGGAGAACAAGAUGCCAGCGAACGAGAAGGAAGGAACUCUAGGUAUUGGACUUUUCACUGACAAGGCCAUUGCGCCAGCUGUACUUGAGGCCGCGUGCGGUGCCAACACUGGCGACACAGCAGAGCCGCUGGAAUGCGUUUCGAAAAUCUGCCAGAGCGCGAAAGACCAAUCGUCUGUAUUCCAGUCUUCCGAACUGGCCUGCGGUGCAGAGACAUCAGAACGGUCUUGCUUACAACAGGAAAAGGGUUUCGUACAGGACGAAGAGAGCGUUUCGUGCAGCAGGUUGACAACACAAGACUGUAGUGAUUCUGCACUCAGAAGCUGCACCCCCACAUAUUAUGAAAGCGCAUAA